This is a messenger RNA of Penicillium longicatenatum, 333 nucleotides long. RefSeq lists its product as uncharacterized. Bases 1 to 333 code for a protein of 110 amino acids. The transcript has 2 exons. The record is from RefSeq and is a predicted model, not a curated record. NCBI's taxonomy places the organism in Eukaryota, Fungi, Ascomycota, Eurotiomycetes, Eurotiales, Aspergillaceae.
AUGUCUGCUCCAAGUGACCCUUUCACGCUCGUUACUAUCAACUCUGCGCCGGAGCGCGCCAAGCGGCUCAUUGGCCGUGUGGCCGAGCUCUUGAGCGACCGGCAAACAAUUAUUCCCAUUGAUAUUUGCGAAGAUAUAAGUGCAUCGAUGUGGACCGAUGAGGAGGCCAAGCAGAUCUAUGCGAUCGCUAGGUCGAUCAAUCCGACUAUCAAGCUGCAUGCCAUACCUAAUGGUUUGCAGGUCGAGCGUGGUCCCGACGCCAUUGUCGAACAUCUUUGCGAGAAGGUGCCGCCACUGCUGGACAGUUGGAUGCACCGCUACAAUUUAAAAUAG